Gadus morhua (Atlantic cod) is the source of this 3631-nucleotide messenger RNA. RefSeq names its product solute carrier family 19 member 1 (gene slc19a1). Gene Ontology annotation, molecular function: folic acid binding; folate:monoatomic anion antiporter activity. Lineage: Eukaryota; Metazoa; Chordata; Actinopteri; Gadiformes; Gadidae. Gene Ontology annotation, cellular component: plasma membrane; basolateral plasma membrane; apical plasma membrane. The record is from RefSeq and is a predicted model, not a curated record. Gene Ontology annotation, biological process: folate transmembrane transport. The transcript is spliced from 6 exons. Bases 466 to 2130 code for a protein of 554 amino acids.
GCUGGAGGGCUGCAGUGAAAACUACACAUCCCAGAACUCCCCGCGAAGGAGGCUUGGACCGACGUUCGGGUCCCGUGACCAUAGAUGGCGAUCAGGCAGCGCGCUCACCACGUCUUGUGCAAGCUUCACCAAGACCGCCGGCUGCGGGAUAACGCUCAGCUGUCGCAGUGCAGGAUGGAGCAAAGGUCGACCUCCUCUGUUACACGUAAACAGCAAUAGGUAGCCUUUUAACUCUCUGCCACCCUCCCAAUCCUUCUGGUACCUCCGACAUGGGAGACGUGGCUGCCGAUGCACUCAAUGAUUAGACCUCCCCCGAGCUCCGAAGCGUUCCUAUUCCCCUCAAGAAUCCCACAUGUCAUAAGUUCCUCUUCCAGAUACCAGGCAACAAGCUUUUCAUGCAAAGCCAGCCACCAUAUGACCCACACGAACUGUCCGAUCCAAACAAGCUGACUCAUCUGGAUCUACAUGGGGGUGGACGAGGGUCCCGCAGGUGUGGACAGACCAGUGGAAGAAUCUGAUCUAAAGGAACCGAUGGCAGAGGACCCGGGAGGAGAAUGUGGGGAUGUCAAGGCAGAGACGGUUGCUAUGGUUACCACUGCUGGUUCUGAAGAGCUGACCGGCACCGGGGCGCAGACGGAGACGGCCCCCCGCUCGUGGAAGUGGUCAGUGAUCUACCUGUGCAUCUACGGCUUCAUGUCGGCCAUCAAACCCGGAGAGCCGUUCAUCACCCCCUACCUCCUCAGCACUGAGAAGAACUUCACCAGGGAGCAGGUGACCAACGAGAUCAACCCAGUGCUGUCCUACUCCUACAUGGUGGUGCUGGUGCCGGUGCUACUGCUGACAGACUUCCUGCGCUACAAGCCGGUGCUGGUGGUGCAGGGCCUCAGCCAGGUGGCCAUCUGGCUGCUGCUGCUACUUGGCUCCUCGCUGCCCCACAUGCAGCUCAUGGAGUUCUUCUACGGCGUGACCAUGGCGGCGCGCGUGGCCUACUCCUCCUACAUCUUCUCGCUUGUCACGCCCGGCCUGUACCAGCGCGUGGCCAGCUACUCCCGCACCGCCGUGCUGAUGGGCGUGUUCUUCAGCUCGGUGCUGGGCCAGCUGUGCAUGUCCCUGGGCGACGUGAGCUACACCACGCUGAGCGGCGUCUCGCUAGGAUUCGUGUUGCUGGGCCUGCUGCUCUCGCUCUGCCUGCCCUGGCCCAAGCGCUCCAUGUUCUUCAACCGCACACACCAGCACCAGCAGCAGCAGCUGCGGGAGCUGGUGGAGGGGGAGGGGGACACCGAAGCCACCAAGGCGGAGCGGGACCUGAUGAACCCUGCGGGGGUCAAGGCCCCGGCGUCACCCGCCCUGCCCCCCUGGCGCUGGUGUACCCUGUCCUGGCGGCAGUCUGUGUUUUUGCAGAUGCUGGGGGAGGUGCGGGGCGUGGUGAGGGAGCCCAACCUGAGGCUGUGGUGCCUGUGGUGGGUGUUCAACUCCACAGGGUAUUACCUGGUGCUGUUCUACGUGCAUAUCCUGUGGAACAAGGUGUACCCGGCCACGGAGAACAAGCACGUGUACAAUGGUGGCGUGGAGGCCGUGUCCGUCCUGCUGGGUGCGAUCACUUCCUUCCUGGCUGGUCUGGUGAAGAUACGCUGGAACUUGUGGUCGGAGCUGCUGAUCGGGGUGAUCACCGCCCUGCAGGCGGGCCUCCUGCUCCUAAUGGGCCUCACCGACAACAUCUGGGUCUGCUACGUGGCCUACGCCCUCUUCAGGGGCUUCUACCAGUUCCUGGUGCCCAUCGCCAUUUUCCAGAUCGCCUCGUCCCUCACUAAGGAGUUGUGCGCGUUGGUGUUCGGGAUCAACACCUUCCUGGGGACCAUCGUGAAGACCAUCAUCACCCUCAUCGUGGCCGACAAGAGGGGCCUGGGACUAGAUGUCCACGACCAGUUCCUUGUCUACUUCUUUUACUUUGCACUCCUCACCGUCAUCUACAUGGUCUGCGCCGCCGUGGUUAUCACCCGUCACUAUAGGCGCCAGUCGGGGGGUGGGGCCAGCGCCCUAGCCAUGCCCAGCGAGCUGAGCCCAACAGCGGCGGUGGAAUCUCAAUCUGAUGUAGAGCCUCAUUCAAACGGCAAGCCUGCAUCUACAUAACGACCACCUGGACACAGGACACCUGGGCUUCUCGCUAAGCUCUAAAAGGGUGACUGUAGGGUAGGCGUCGCACAAUACAAGCAGAACUACUCCACACCAUCGCUUUUGACGAAGGUACUCUCAGCCCCUAACCCCAUUCCGUAUGGUGCCCAGGUGGAGCUCCCAGCACCUUCAAUCAGAGAUGUCCCUGCACCUCUUGUGGCCUCCCCAUAUCGUCGUUAAACUUGUCCUUUGAAACCCCCCAAACAGAUCUGAAGAUGUGACUACGAGUGUUUCCUAUGUGCCUUGUCUCGCCCCCCGCGGUACCGGGUGUGCGGCCUACUUUAAGUGAGAAUGGGUUGGAACUUGCCUUGGACAGUGGGACCAGCUACAGGAAUCUACUGUAUUGUUCAGUUCAACUCUAAAUCGUUUUGUUUGUCGUGUUGUAAAAAACUGUAAAAAAAACUCUAGCGAUUCUUUUAAUAGGUUAAUGAUUUAUUCAUUUUGAAACUGAAUGAGCUAACUGAUGCCAAGUACUCUAGUAUGUUGUAAGAAAUCUUCCUCAUGAAAUGGUCGUAGUGGGCCCCGGUUUGUUAUUUUCGUGAAGAUUGCACUGGAGAUUUAGAGUAGCUCCCAGAAUGAUUGUCCGUCUCCAUAUGCUGUAGCUGUCCGAACUCUGGCAGUCGGCGAAUCAGCCCCGUGUUGGGACAAGGGGCCAUGAUUGCAAUGCUAUCGCCAUUAACAUUGCUUUAAUGGAAAAAUCUGUGUGAUUUGAAACAUUCUUUAUUAUGUUUUUUUAUAUUCAUUUAGGAAGUACGAUGCAGAAGUCUUAUACUAAUUAGUACUGUUUUACACUAGGUCAAUUUACCACAGUGUAUAUAGGAAUAUAUAUUUGAUAUACUUAUCCUGACCAUGACCGAAUAACCAGGAAAGCUUGAGCGAAGUAAGAGUCUAAGGAUGUUAUAAUGACUGUGCAUUAUUUAGUUUACUGGUACUGAAGACAUUACACACAUAUUUACAGGUCAAUGGCUCCAGGAGUUUAUUAAUCAUGCAUUUCACUCUGGUCUAAUGGAGUGGCGAGUGUCCAUUGGCAAAGAUUAUGAUUUGGGACAAAAUUGGUCGGUAAUGUAUGAAGUGCAGUUUGUGUAGGAAUGGUGUUGCCUUGGGUCGCCUUAUAUUCCCUGAUGCCGUGUCAAUAGUGUGCAUGAAAAAAAUAUAAUUGCCUUUUUUCCAAUAGUUUUUUACACAAACUGCAUUUAUUCGUGGGUAAAUUGAGUCGGACGAGCACUGUUUAGUAGAGCUUGUUACAAACCAUGUUGUGUUUCUUUGAUUUUAAGAAUUGGUUUGUAGGUUUGCUGAACACUGAAGAACAUGAAUGUGAACCCCUUACUUUUAAGCAGUUAAGUCGAUAAAGGUGAACCCUGUUGACAUGCUGUAAAAGGAAUAGGAGAAUACUUGACUAUCUCAAUUUUGAUCAUUUGUUAAUUUUGUACUUGAAUAUUAAAUGUUUUUGGCGAAGAGA